Messenger RNA from Vicia villosa (hairy vetch), 651 nucleotides. RefSeq lists its product as uncharacterized. Gene Ontology annotation, molecular function: single-stranded RNA binding; translation regulator activity; zinc ion binding. Gene Ontology annotation, biological process: positive regulation of cytoplasmic translation. The record is from RefSeq and is a predicted model, not a curated record. Bases 1 to 651 code for a protein of 216 amino acids. The transcript has 2 exons. Lineage: Eukaryota; Viridiplantae; Streptophyta; Magnoliopsida; Fabales; Fabaceae. Gene Ontology annotation, cellular component: cytoplasm.
AUGGAUGGAAGGAAUGAUGCUGCAAUUGCUGCUGCUUUGGAGGCUAUGGCUCAGGCAUUGGAACAUCAACGUCGGCGAGAAUGCUGUAUCUCGCAGUUUGGCUACUUUCCAGAGAGAGAGUCCGCCUGCCUUCAAGGAAUUUAUGAGGAGGAUAAUAAUGCUUAUUACAAGGUUGUCAGUGAGAGAAUAGGUAAGCACCAACAAAAUUGUGGUAAGCCUUACGAUGCUCCAGCUGGAAAAGGUAAACAGAAAGCUGCUCAGGGUCAGAGAACUAGUGGGGGAGACGCUCCUGCUAGUAUUGUGUGCUUCAAAUGUGGAAAACCCGGGCAUAAGAGUAACAUGUGUAUUGCUGAAGUGAGAAUGUGUUUCCGUUGUGGUAAGUUUGGGCAUGAGAUAGCUGAUUGUAAACACAAAGAGGUUAUAUGUUUCAACUGUAACGAGGAAGGACACAUCAGUACUCAGUGUCAGAAGCCGAAGAGGGAGCAGCUUGGUGGAAAAGUGCUCGCUUUGGCUGGGACUCAAACAACCAAUGAGGAUAGGCUUAUUAGAGGUACAUCCUUCAUUAAUAGUAUUCCUUUAAUUACUAUUAUUGAUAUUGGUGCUACACAUUGUUUUAUUGCUGCUGACUGUGUGAAAAAGUUGAAUCUUUAG